AUGCUGCCCCUUCGAUCUACCCCGGUGCGCAAGGCUCCGGUUAUCGUCCUCGAAGAGGCGAACCGAGCACAUACAAUGGAAACGACGGCGUCGACGUAUUCGGAGCUAGAGGCCUCGCCGGCGCCCGUUACUUGGGGGAGCGAAUCCGUCUCUGCUUCGCCCUCGCCGGCCUCUGGCGCCAACCAUCAUUCCUUUCACCCGGUUCGCAAGACUUUCGCUCGCUCGGUGGCGCCGACGACGAAGUCCGUGAAGCAUUCCGUGCAGGCGAGCACUACCGCAUCUUCCCCUGCCUCAGGUACGCAGCUCCUCAGCGCAUCAACUAGAGAGUCUUCUCCACCGCCAGCGUCACCUUCUCCGCUUCGCGGCAUCAUAGACUUUCACCGCGGCUCCUCUCCGUCACCGCACCGGCCCACGCGGUAUGCCGGUGGCGACCCGAGAGAACGCGAACAAGCGGAACCGAAAAGCGCGGCUGACAGUCGCGCAGGCCCGGAGUCCCCCUCGCUGUCGUCAUCUAGGGCGUCGGAGAUGUUUUGUCGCAGCCCGGCCCCGGCGCGCUCGUACAUCGAGGAGUUUCUGGCCAUGUCCGAUGAAGACGGUAACGGCGUGUUGCCGCACGUGGAGACAACACCGGCCAUUCGCGACAGCGGGGGCGUAGGGCAUGAUUCUACCUCUCCUUCCCCUCACGUAAUCGGCGUGGCUCUCGACAACUCGCCGGUUGUGCGAGAGAUGUGGGAAGAAACGAGUUCAUCUGCGUCUAACUCUUCGACCGGCGUCUCGGACGGGUUUGAGAAGGCGGAGGCGUCGCAGCCGCGGCACCGCAGCGCGUCUGUCGCGCGCAUCCAUUUCAGCUCCGCUUCUCCGAACUCUCCGCUGCCGGCUCAGCUGACCGCCUCCCCUAUGAAAUGGAGGCGGGGCGUGGAAAACUCGCCUCCAUCGCAGGGGGACGCUUCCAACGUACCACAACGGCCUGCGGCCAUGAUACAAGAGAAGCAUGCAUCGUCGCCGAUGGCCGACACGAAGGCAGCGUGGUCUGCAUCGAUGUUUGCCACGAAAGCCAGAGUUGGCAUCAACUGGAGCAGCAGCUGCCUGUCCAGCCGCAGCGGAGAUUUUCAGCACUGCGAGGCGGUGGAGAGAGUUUUGCGCUUCCCACCCGAUACGACACAGGAGGAGGUGGCUCGCAUCGACUACGUGAAUAAUGAAAAGGAUGGCAAGGGCGCAAAGAUAGCCUCCGCCCUCUUCCAGGCUGCGCCCGUCGUCUCAGACGACGUCGCUGGCCAUUGCAGUGGACAAAGCCGAGUCCAGCAGUCGCCAUUUGUAGCGCCGCCGCUCUCGUCGUGGCGACCCAGCGAUUUUCCGGCGUCACCGCCCGUCGGCACAGAGCGGCACGUGACGAUACCAUCUUUUGGUAGUAGUGAAGCGAGCGCUCGCCGCGGCGCUUGGUUCGACGAACUUGGAGGGGGUCUAGUGGCUGCCCCUCGUGCGACACGAACGGACAGUGAGUCGCCGGCAGUGCACCGCUUUCUCGGCGGCAGCGCGCCUUCUUUUCCCACGAAUCGGUGGAAUGUGGCACCUCCGCUGCUGCGGCGCGUAGAUGAAGGGGUAUCUGCCAGUGAGCCUCACCUGCCACCGAAUAGCUCGGCGCAGAAGUCGAGCAUGCGGACCCUUCUCGCUAGGCUUUAUCCAUUUCCGUCUGCGUCGACUCGUCGUGGCGCGGGUUCUGGCACCGUUUCUCAUGACAAACGUUAUGCCUCGCAGAUGUCCGAACGAACGGCUGACGCUCCACCGCCCCGCUGGAACGCGUCCACCAAACUCCACUGCGACCCGCUCACAGGGGGCAUUGAGCUGCCGCGUGCGAACGAACGCCACUCGAGCGUCCGGCACGGCGGCCAAAGUGGGAGCAGCGACGACUACGUGAGCGAGCGGCCCGUCCCUUCACAUGGUCGUCGAAGCAGGUCCGCCCCGGCACAGGCACCACUGCACACGCGCGCCUCGCUCUUGCGACUGGAGGCGACGCAAGCACGCAAAGCGGCAGACGCAGCACUUCAUGAAAAAGUGGCGUCGCCAUCAUUUCAUCCAACCGUCGCCCCACACAGUGCGCGCAUCUGCCGAGAAAAACUUCGUGAGCUGAAGAACUCUCACGGUGCCGGUGUUGCUGCGGGUGCGGCGGCGGCGGCAGCAGCGCCACGGACUCAGCUGGAACAAGCAUCGCGGACAGAGAACUGUAAAAGCGAAGCCAAAGCGUGGCAAGGCACCUCUGCGCAGAGUAUAGUGGGUGACGCUGAAGUGGUGGCAGACGUCUCCGUGUCGAGCUCAGACGAGGUCGAUGCAGAGACGAUUGCACAGGUGACGAGUCCCUCAUGUCCCUUAGUGGCAACUUUACCCGCCAGACAACUGCCUCUGCCCCAGGUCGCGGAGCUUUGGGGAGCGAGUUCUAUCGACGGUGCACGUGUGUACGCAGACGCCGCUGCGCUACGAGAACGUCGACAGGCAACGCAACAACGUUGGCUACAAGAGAGGAAACCGGAAGAGCAGCCGCAUAUGCAGAUGCAUCCUCGCCGUGGUGCCUCCUCUUCUGCCACGCGGCAGCCGACAGAGGAUCUAGGCUGCCCGAAGCCACCUCGUCCGCAAGUCUCCGCGGCUACAGAUCGCAUUAGCACCUCGAUACAGUGCAAUCUGUUGCCCAGUGAGCGCACGGUGGGUCCUGAAAAAAUGACUGCUCCUGGUUUAGAUUUGCAGCUGGGUGCCGCGCCCGUCUCCGUUGGCGCACAACAUGCGCCACUGAUUGCCGGUUUGCCGAUGGCAGCACACACGGCGCUUCAGCGCGUGGACCUGUACAGCACCACGCCAACUGGCGCACUAGAGACCCGCGCCACCUCGCUGGAGAGGCAGCAUCGUGUGGAAGACCGGCUACUGAAACUCGAAACGGACCGGCGACGUCGACUGGGAAUGUUGCGCCAUCUCGCAAGCAUGCGCGACUCGCUGACCGACAAACCCCUUUUCAAACCGUUCACGGGUCGCUGA
This is a messenger RNA of Leishmania major strain Friedlin, 3021 nucleotides long. RefSeq lists its product as hypothetical. Bases 1 to 3021 code for a protein of 1006 amino acids. The transcript has a single exon. The record is from RefSeq and is a predicted model, not a curated record. NCBI's taxonomy places the organism in Eukaryota, Euglenozoa, Kinetoplastea, Trypanosomatida, Trypanosomatidae.